CCGUUUUUUUUUCUCGAGCAUAAAUACCGAGCUCCCACCACCCACAGGCUCGCGAAAGACUCGGCUAGCCUGGCAGCAAGAAGGAGCCGGGCACGCAGACAUUGCAAACUGUGCCGCUAACCCCUUGCACGUGAACACUCGGCUGCCGGUGUGCAUACGGUCACAAACGUCGCGACGAAAAGUCUCAACGCGGAAUUGUCAUUGCCGCAGCCUCGAAGAAGAAGCAGGGCAGUAAUGGGGCCCGUGAAGUCUCUCGUAUUCCUGUUCAUUCUUUAUGUUAGUCUCAGGGAAGCAGAAUGUCACCUCACAGCUGGCGGGAAAGGUGUCUGUACCAGCACCACAACAGCCGUGCAGGCCUACAUUGGAUAUUACAAGAGCUACUUGGGAGUUGUAGUUUCCAAGACCAUGUACAGGAUUGUACAGGUCACGGACUACCAGUGCUGCCCUGGGUGGUUUCCGAGCGGAGAUAAUUGCCCGAUAUUUGCAUGCUUGGAUAACUGUCUGAACGGGGGAUCCUGCGUCAGUAACAACACGUGCCUUUGUGUUCCUGGCUUCACGGGGAGUGUCUGCCAAACCGAUGUCGAUGAAUGCGCGCUCAAGCAGAGCCAGUGCAGCCAGAGCUGCAGGAACACGGAAGGCUUUUACACUUGCGGAUGUCAGCAGGGCUACGUGCUGGCGGCGGACGGCUUCACCUGCGUGGAUGUGAACGAGUGCCUCCCUGGUAACGGCAAUUGCUCGCACACGUGCGUCAACACGGAGGGCGGAUGGUCGUGCCAGUGUCCCGAAGGAUUUGUUUUGAACAAAGACGGUCUCACCUGUACAGAUGUGGACGAGUGUGCGGCCAACACGGACAAGUGCAUGCAGCGGUGCAACAACACGCUCGGCUCGUACGCCUGCAGCUGCGACGCCGGAUACACGCUUUCUGAAGAUGGGCAGAGCUGUGUCGGCAAGUUCCUUGUGCGGCGUGACGCCGUUGUGUGUGUGUUUUUUUUUAUAUACGGCACCCUCGUGUACGCCGGCGGCGUCUUUCGGAGAACUUCACGCCGCAUCUCAUCGCAACAUGUGGACGAGUGCUUGCUUAAGACUGCCGGAUGCGACACGGGCUGCGUCAACGACGUGGGCACUUAUUACUGCUCUUGCAAUUCGAGUAGCUACAGACAAGGCUCCAGAAAUAGCUCGUGUGCAGAUGUGAACGAGUGUCAGCUGUACCCGGGCUUCUGUGAGGUCAACUGCACCAACACCCUGGGCAGUUUCAAGUGCUCCUGUAAAGCUGGCUUCACUGUGGCCCAAGACGGCCACAGCUGCAUUGACGUGGACGAGUGCGCUGCCGGCCUCAGCGGAUGUGCCCAGUUCUGCGUCAACACCUUCGGCUCCUUCAGCUGCUCGUGCGGCAGUGGGUACGGCAUUGCCGGCGAUGGCAAAGGCUGCGUAGACGUGAACGAGUGCCUCAAUAAGAACGGCGGCUGCUCCCAGAUGUGCAACAACCACAACGGAUCGUUCAGCUGCGACUGUAACCCUGGGUACUCGCUCGACCCGGACAACGCGACCUGCUCCGACGUCGAUGAGUGCCAGAUGCACAAUGGGGGCUGCUCACAGAUAUGUUCCAACAGCAAAGGAUCGUUCUCCUGCUCGUGCAGCAGCGGCUACACGCUGGCUUCCGAUGGCCACAAUUGCAACGAUACGGAUGAGUGUACCAAUAACAAUGGGGGCUGCCAUCAGGUGUGUGUCAACUGGCCAGGAGGUUUCUCCUGUGCCUGCAAUGUUGGAUACGUGCUCAACUCAAAGACCGGGUGCAAAGAUGUGAAUGAGUGCAGUUCAAAUCCCUGUCAGAGGACCUGCACGAACACUCAAGGCUCUUUCCAGUGUAAUUGUGAUCCUGGCUACAAACUGGCUCCUGAUGGACUCGCCUGCAUUGACGUGGACGAGUGUGCCGCCGGGUCCUCAAACUGCCAAGGGGAGUGCGUCAACACUCUUGGGUCCUACAAGUGCAGCUGCACCUAUGGCUAUAAACUUCAGUCCGAUGGCUCAUGUGCACGCUCCUCUGUGUGCGCUGACAUUUUGCCACUGUGCGUGAACGCGGAUGGAUGCGUGGUCGCCACCAUCGAACUAAACUCUAUCGCCGUCUGCAUCUGCAGCCCCGGUUACAUCCUCUACAAUGACUCUUACACACUCUGCAUUGAUGAAAACGAAUGUUUAAGUGCCAACGGCGGGUGCUCCCAUGCCUGCGUCAACACCAACGGUUCGUUCAGCUGCAUGUGUCCUCGCGGCUACGCAAUGGGCAGCGAUGGUUUCACCUGCCAAGAAAUUAAUGAGUGUACGUCCGGCCAACACAAGUGCCAGCAUGUUUGCACCAACACCGAUGGUGGAUACAGAUGCUCCUGCAGAGCCGGAUUCAAUCUAGAUGCCAACAAUUCUACCUGCUCAGACGUCGACGAAUGCGGUGUCAGCAAUGGUAAUUGUUCCGAUGUCUGCAUCAACACAUAUGGAUCGUACAAGUGCUCGUGCAAACCUGGCUUCCAGCUCGCCAGCAACGGACUCAGGUGCCAAGACGUGAACGAGUGUGCGGUGAACAACGGCAACUGUGAGCAGAACUGCCGCAAUGUGGAUGGCGGCUACGAGUGCUUCUGUAACCCCGGAUACCUGCUCAUGAACAACCGGCUCACCUGCAUGGCAUGUGGCGGUAACGUGUCAGCGCUGGAGGGCAGUAUUGUCUCACCCGGUUACCCAUCAAUGGGCUUCGAUGUAUCCAUGCCGUGCAUCUGGAACAUCACCGCACCUGCCAACUACAACCGCAUCAACCUCACCUGUCUCUACGUGCGUUUUGACGACGGCGGCACAUGCAACCUGGCCUACAUGAACGUCACGUCGGUGCCGUCCUACACACGCACGUGGUGCCGCACGCCCGGCGGCUCGCUGCUGGGGAACGCCACCGUGUUCGUCGAGUACUUCUCCUCCGGCACGGGCCCCAACACCGGCUUCCACUGCCACUACGCCGCAGCAUACAAGCUGACGUCCGCUUUGAGCACAACUACCGGAGUGUUUGGCUUCCCAAAUUCCUCCGGUGAAUUGUAUCCCAACAACGCCAACCGGACCCACAUCAUUUAUGCCUCGGGCAGCAACCGCAUCUGUCUACAAUUCACAGCCAUGAGCCUGGAGAGCAGCGCGGGCUGCAGCAAGGACUACGUGGCUGUGUACGACGGGCCUCUGGUCACUGCACCGCUUCUUGGCAAGUUCUGCGGGGGCUCGAUCCCGGCCAAAAUCAGCUCCAGCGGCACCAGGCUGACCGUGGUGUUCAUCUCUGACAGCGAGACGCAAGCCUUCGGCUACAGCGCCUCGUACGCCAUGAAGUCUCCAAGUGGUUUCACGUGUUGAGGGAUGCUGGAAGAACGUCAUCAACCUCUCCCCAGCCAUCCGUGCCAGCAAUUCCUUGCCCCUGUUUGAAUCCGGGCUUGAGCCAUUACUUUUUCCCCUCCACCUCACUCUACAAAAUAAAUAUGCCCACUGUUUUUGCACUGCAUCUUGAGAGGCGGUCGCACUUAGACUCUAUGUAAAUCCAAAUCACUCUAGCUCCAAAUCAAGUUUAAAUCCAAAUCGUCAAUUUUAACAUCAGCAGCAUCAGAACCAGUAUGUCAAUACACCCCUCUAAAUUUAAUUAUCCAAAUGCAGAAUUGCCAAAAAGGAGGCAUCCGAGUAACAGUUUUCCAUUCAAUUUGGAUCCAACAUAAAGUAGUUAACAUAUAUUUUAUAUUAUUCAACUACUUCGUAGACUUUACAUUUAUACGUUGGGAGCCAACUUAAACAACAAGUUUCUUUUGUAAGGAUGACAUGACCAAAAAGGUGGCAACAGCACAGUGCAAUAUAGAGCAGCAUACAUGGCUUAGACAGAUUAACAAAACAAUCCUGUUGGACAUCACAGUUAAACACAUUUAUUGUUAUAAAGUUAUAUAUUGCAUUUCUCUAUUUUGCACAUGUAUUGCGGAUUAUAUAAAAGUGGCAACAAAAUAUAUUAGUUAUGUUUGGUGGUUUUAAAGAAACAAUAGCAUUUUAUAGUAUUACAUUUUUUUAUAUGUACUACCUAUUGGAUUACUUUUAGGAUGACAAUUAAAUUCUGGAAAUUAUAAUUGAAAUGUCUUUAUUGAUAUAUGGAGCCAUUGUAUUUCUAGGGAUACGCCUUAGUAACAGUGAGUUAUUGUACCAUCAGAAAGUAUAAGGAUGAAUAAACAGUCUAUGAGCA
Petromyzon marinus (sea lamprey) is the source of this 4234-nucleotide messenger RNA. Lineage: Eukaryota; Metazoa; Chordata; Hyperoartia; Petromyzontiformes; Petromyzontidae. The record is from RefSeq and is a predicted model, not a curated record.